Messenger RNA from Daphnia carinata, 5738 nucleotides. RefSeq lists its product as uncharacterized. Lineage: Eukaryota; Metazoa; Arthropoda; Branchiopoda; Diplostraca; Daphniidae. The record is from RefSeq and is a predicted model, not a curated record. Gene Ontology annotation, cellular component: nucleus. The transcript is spliced from 10 exons. Gene Ontology annotation, biological process: regulation of gene expression.
CAAAGAGAGAAAACAAGAGAAAAACAAAAGACUACGUGAGGUGGAAUGCCUCGGCUUCGUAAUCAGUUCGGGUGGCCGCAGAGUCAUCAGAUGGCGCCACCGGUGCCAUCCAGUUACAAGAGCCAGGGAAACAACAACCAUCCACCUGUCGGCGACCGCCAAUCAGAUGAUGACGACGCCAUGGCCGAAGAAGAUAUGGAAGACAUGGAAGAAUUUGAAGCCGAAGAAGCUUUGAUGAUGGAUGAAGAGGAUGACGCAGCAGCCGCUGCUGCUGCUGGUAGUAAUCACAGCCACCACCGAAGCAGCAAAUUGAGUGAUGGAAGCAGUGGCCGCCAGUCGGCGCCACUACCCAUCACGGCCGGUGGGGAUUUCAAGUGCUCCGUAUGCGACUUUACCACUCGAUCGAGAGUCACCUUACAACGUCACGAACGGCUAACACAUCUCAAGAAAAAGUUCUUCAGGUGCGUUAAAUGCAAUUACGUCACGCACGUUAAGGCUCGUUACACCAAACACGUCAAGUAUCAUUCGAUGCCCAUGAUUAAAUGUGACUUGUGCGAAUUCCGGACGCCCUACAAGUGGAACCUGGACAGACAUUUGAAGAAUCAUAUGGGCGGAGGAAUGUACCAGUGUUCCUUAUGCAAUUUCACUGCCCACAUCAAGCAAUCGCUGACUGUCCACAUACAAAAUCAUCAUCUCAGUCCGGACAAGGCCAGAUCGGCACGUCGCCGGAAUAAGGUGGGAGCCUCCGACCAGCUCAACGAAGUCAAUCCGGCUGAAACGGCCAUGGAUGCGGAUGAAGCGGAGCUGUUGAGACUGGAGAGGAUGGAGCAGAGCGCCCGCCAGGGCGUUGCGGACGAAGAGGAAGACGAGGAAGAGGACGGAGAUGAAGCCGGUGGUGAUCGAGACGAGGUGGAAGAGCCGGCCAGUUCGUCUAAAACGGAUCUAGAGGAUUUCGGCUUCCUCCAUCCGGACGGUGUGGCUCAAAAGAACGGACGCCUUUACGCCCGCAGUCGUGCCCAGUGCAUUAAUUUUAAGAGCCCCUGGGAAGCCGAGUUGGUCCGUCAGCAGUGCAAGACCAACGGAGAAACGAAAACGAGUGGCAGCCAAGUUUCGCCCGUCAAUUACAGUUUGUCCGUUCCUCUUCCGGAAUUAGUUCCACCCAAGAAAACGGCCGCCAGGCCCAUCCCCAAUUUGAUCCCGAUCGGCCAGACGGCCCAGCCGCCCACGUCUCCCUCCCCUACCAUAUUGAAAAUUCCGCAAAUUCCCGUCCGUGAAUGGGACGAAGAGGCCAGCUCUUCGUCCAUCCUGGAAGCGGUCGGCUUGCUGGCCAAAAAUCAGAAAUGCGCCGAUGAGACACGUAAAAGGAAGAGCGGCUUUCUCGAUCAGCUGGCCCAGAAAUUGGCCGGCAACAAUGAAUCCGUCCGCGCGGAAGAGAUCCCCCCGUCGACGGCCAGCGCCGUGCCCGCCAGCAUAUCGUGGUCGUCCAGGUGUCAGCAUUGUCGCCAGCGGUGCAAGACGAGGGCCGACCUGCUUUCCCACUUGAAACAAUGUCCCAGAGCCUUGCAAGCUGCCGGCCACGAGAGCGAGGAGGCGGCAGCGGCACCCGCGGCCCCGCCUCCUCACCCCAUGGAGAACAAGGUGUUCGUCUGGAACCAAUCGGCCGCCGAGGAAGAGUCCAACACGGAAUCCGAGACGGACGCCAUGAUGAUGAUGAUGAUGAUGGAGGAGGAAGAGAACAAGCGGCCCUCUUCCGUUGCCGGAAGCGACGUUUCCGAAGCCAGUCUGGUGGGCAUCGAAACGGCCCCGGGCAUUGGGGCCGUCACGGGUGGGGCCGGAGCUCCGGCCGCGGGCUCUUUGUCCAUGGAUCGUUCGACCGUCCGUCGAGUCUACCGUUGCCCUCAGUGCUCUUUCUGGGCGACGACGGCCAGUCGUUUUCACGUCCACAUGGUCGGCCAUACGAAUACGAAACCGUUUGAAUGUUCCCAGUGCGCCUACCGAUCCAACUGGAGGUGGGAUAUUACCAAACACAUCAAGUUGAAAGCAGCCCGUGAUCCGGCUCACACGCAAGCUCGAGUUCUCUUGCUGGACGCCUCGGGCGAACGUCAUUACGACCAAUACGACCGUUAUUUGGUUAUGAUGCGCGUCACGGAAUCAGGUGGGCCGUCUUUAACUCAUGGCCGUUUCGCCAUGGAAGAAAUGGGACGGAGGACUGCGGCCUCGUCGUCUCGACGGACGGACUCGUUGUCACCGUCUCCAUCGCCAUCUCCGGUGCCUUCACCUGUUCCUGUUGCGGCCGCCGGUGGCGCUAGUGGUAGCGAAACGCUGCCUUUCAAUUUAUCGGCCGUCUCGUUGGCCACGUCGCUGGCCAACAUCGCCUCCACUAUCUUGCCGCCGCCGCCCGCCAUCCGCCAACUGCCGCAAUUGAACGCACUUCAUCACGACGAUUCGUCGGCCCAUCUGUCGGAUCAUUACCCGUCGCCAACCAAAUCCUCUAGCGGUGGGGCCAGCAACCCUCGCCGGACCAUCUGGAAGUGCAAACGUUGCGUUUUCAAGGAUCAUAACCGGGAGACGGUCUUGCAGCACAUUCGAAGUGCUCACUAUCAUCCGGGUGUCGGUACUAAUAGCGGGAGCAGUCCGGCUCUGUCCGUUUCAUCAACUGGUCUGACUAGCGGUGGACAGAUGGCCGUCGGUGAGGCUCACCUCUUGCCUCCGCCACCGCCCGCCUCCCUCCUCUCUGUCGGGGGAGGUUCUUCUUCUUCCUCAGCGCCUGCUUUCCGAUGUGGAGUAUGCAAUCAAGUUUCCAAUUGGAAACAUGUGAUUCAGCGCCAUUGCCGUUUGAAACACAAUGGAAAUAUUCAAGUGAUUGAAAAUCGGGUGACGGAGGAAGACGGUCCAGAAUUGAGUCGCGAAGGGGACGAUUUGUCCGUUUCGCUAUUGAACGGCAAAGAGAAAAAGAAGGCGGUCAAACGCGAGAGUCCUCUACCGGAGGAAGAUUCUAUGGGUUAUAUAAUGCAUCCGGAUGCGCAGCAAUAUUCGUGUUCCGUUUGUCCGUUCAUCUCUAAAAGCCUGACGGACAUUGAAGUUCACCGACAACAUCAUAAGAGCGGACCGGGCCGACCCAUGAAGUGCCCCAUCUGCCCAUUUUUCGUGGCCGAUAAACAAGAACUUGCCCAGCAUCUCGUUCUUCACGGAAUGCACGACUUGAAAUUGGACGCUUCCGGCCAGCUUUCUUCCAGCGUUGAAAAGGCAAAUUUUAAAUCUUGAAUUGAAAUUUGAAAAUUGAAACUAAUGAGAAAAAAAAAAAAAAAUGAAUGAAUGCAGAAUGAUGUUCCAGAACAACAGAGCCCUGAAAAAAGAUUCCGUUGCACUUCGUGCCCGUACGUCAGUGACAACAAGAGCCAGUACGUGUAUCACAGACAGUUCCACCGUCCGCGAGGUGCGCCCUACAAAUGUUCGCAAUGUUCUUACAACGUCAGCCGCAGGCACUUGCUGAAUCAACACCUCUGCGUGCACGGCCUGCCACCUAUCGGCUUGCUGGACGGCGAUCAUUACGCCUCCGAUUCGGACCCCAUCGGCUCGGAAGCCGAAGCGGAGGCUGAAGCCGCUGAGGCCGUGCUGGACAUGACGGACGAGGAUGUAGCCAUGACCUCCAUCGAAAAUCAAUCACCCUCCACGGCGGCCAUGUCAUCCUCUUCAUCCUCCGUUCCAGCCGUUAACAAUGGGGCCGGAUCUGAAGGCUACACCCACCUGGGCUUGGAUCCCAACACCAUCGCCCGGUUGCCGGACUCGGCUACUGUCUCGUUGUCCGAUAUCCCACUAACUUGGGUAUCUCGCGGACAAAAGUUCUACAAAAUGUUCAAAUGUCGCCAUUGUCCGCACGUGAACGUCCGCAAGGCCAAUAUCCAGGAGCACGAAAAGAGACAUCAGACCAAGACGGGCAACGGAGGAGAUAACAUGCACGCUUGUACUAUGUGUAAUUAUCGUUGCAAUAACGCUGGAGUCCUCUCGGCUCACGUCAAGGUCCACCAGAACGUGUUGGGUAUCAUCCACGCGCUGGCCGACCCGACCAGGCCGGACGACGAGCAGCUGCGCCAAUUGGCCGGAGCGUCGGGUCUAUCGAAAUUAGUAGCCGAAACGGCCACAGCGAUGGGCAGGGAAGCGGACGAAUCGUGCUCUUCGAUGUCGUCGUCCAGCAGCGCGGCACCCCAACCCAAACUGGAUUUGCUGCUGGGCCGGACGGAAGACAACAAAGACGCUGGAAAACGAUUGCAUUUUUGCGCUCACUGUCCGGCCCGUUUCUUGGUCGAGACGGAACUUUUGAUUCACCAACGUUUUCACGGUGUCAAGUUGGCCUUCCGUUGUGACGUGUGUUCCUAUACCGCCCGCCAGGAGAAUCACCUGCUGGCCCACUGGAAGGUUCACAGUCGCGAAUAUCAAGAAAGAACCAAGGUAUUGAUGGAACAUCACGGAGCGUCUGAACAGCAUCCGCAGCCGUGCAUACUGGCCGUCCAACCGGCCAGCAGUGCGGACGAAGAAGAGGGGGCCAUCGAUUUAACCAGCCGCAAAGAGAUGCCGGACGUUAAUGCCAGCAACGCAACUAACGAAAAGGCUUCGUCCUCCUGUCACCUGUGUCCGGCCAAAUUCGAUGCCGAGAGCAAAGCGCUUCAGUAUCACAUCUCGCUGCACGGAGGCAACGGCCCGUUCCGCUGCCGCUUCUGCAACUACGCCGUUAAAGCUAAAGACAACCUGACGAAGCACGAGAUGCUUCACUUGCACCAGACGGACAGCGAGGAGGUGGCGGAGAGGGCGACGGACAGCGCCAAAGCGCUCAAGAGGUUUCAGUGUUCCAAAUGCCCGUCUUCGUUCGAGAAAAAGGAACAGUUUAAAGUGCAUUCCAAUUUGCACGGGUCUAAACAGCGAUACCGUUGCGACCGGUGCGAUUACGCCGUCAAGUACUACGCCAAUUUUCUCCAGCACAUGAAGAAGCACGACGAGUGCGAGACGGCCGCCGACGCGGCUGCCCACGAGGCCAUGGACGUCGAGACGCAGGAGCCGGCCGUGCCGACGAUUCACCUGCCCGAACAGCCGCUGUCGACGGCCGAUCGCCAGCACAUUUGGCUUCAAGACAAGUUGCGUUCUGUCCAGCAUCAGAGCGUCGAAGAGCCUUUCUUCUGUCAGUACUGCCCGUUCAGGUGUGGCAGUCAGGACGAUUUGGCCAGUCACAACGGCCAUCACGCGGCCAACGGCGCGGCGGGGAGUUACCGUUGCAAUUUCUGCGAUUUCACUGUGACCCAUCAGGAGGAGCUCUCCGAGCACAUUGGAUUGCAUUUCCAGCUGAAGGGCCGCAAGGCGACCAAAUUGCCCGAGAGCUACUGGAAAUGCUCGAAUUUGGAAAUUUGGUCGGAAGCGGUGAAUCCGGUCGAUGGCGGUGGCCAGCCGGAAAUCGUCUACGACGAACAGGCGAAUAAAGGCCAGCACGGGAGCGACGAAGAGGACGACGACGACGCCCUGUACAUCGAUCUCAGUACGGGUCAUCCCGUCCGAGAUGAAACAGCCGAAUCGACUACGGUCGAAACGGAGUCCUAAAAAAAAAAAAAAAAAAAAAAUUUAAUUCAUUCAAUUUGAAUAAAAAAUGAAUUGAAAUACGAGUGCCAUUGAAAACUGUUAUGCCACGAGUUCCCCCAUCUUUAACUAGUCCACUAUUCAAAGACUGUUGGAUAAUUGAAAAACGUUUUGCC